GCCCAGGUGGGGUCGCAGCCUCACAGGCUCAGGAGCCCAGGCUGAGCCUCGGUCCCGCUGCCCAGCUUGCUCGGCUCCUCGCUGCACCCUUCGGCCAUGGUGCCCCCAUCUCCGCAUCGACCCUUCAGGGACCUGGAACCAUCGCCCAGCCUGGCCUGGCCUGGCCUCCACCAUGCUCCUGCUGCCGCUGGCCCUGCUGCUGGGGGCUGCCAUGGCUGCUCCCCGGGCACCAAGACCCUCCAAGGAGGAGCUAACUCGCUGUCUGGCAGAGGCGGUCACAGAGAUGCUGACCCUGGGCCAGGUCCAGGGAGGACCCUGCACAGCUCUUCUCCACAGAGAGAUGUGCGAGACAGAGCCCUCCGGCUGCCUGUCACCGGGGGAGAAAGCCUGGCUGGACGGGGACUUCAAGAAGCGGGAGGCUGCAAAGAUGAGGACCAGCCAGGAGGUGAGAGGCGAGGAUGGAGAGGAGGCGGCGGAGAGGACCCACACGUCUGAGAUGCAGGAGCAGGCCAUCCACGAGCAGCUGCACAGCCGGCUCCGCCAGGAGGAAGAGGAGGAGGAGGAAGAGAAGAGGGGCCCCGUGAACCACGAGAGCCUGUGGAAGCGCCAUCUAGAGGAGGCAGGGGGCCCCCAGAAGCAAGUGACAGAGAAGGCCAGUGACGAGGAGACAGCCCAGUUCGAGGAAGAGGAGAAAGGCUUGAAGAUGCUGGGUGGGCGCCACAGCCUGCGGCACGGGACCGACAGGGGCGGAGGAGAGAGGCACAGGGACCCUGCGCACCACCCUCACCAGCAGCAGCGGCCAGGCCCUGAGGCCAAGCAGGAGGAGGAGGAAGAGGCUUCCGAGAGGGAGGAGCACGACCUGCAGCGGCUGGAGCACGUGCGGGCGGAGCUGCAGAAGGCCAGCGCCAUGCUGGGGCAGGCGGCCAGGAGGGAGGGCUGAUCCCACCCAGCCCUCCCCCAGUGCACCCUGGGGCCUGGGACCGUUGACCCCAAGCCCCCCACUCCACCUGGCACCCCACUCCACCCCUCAGCCUGGGUGGGGGGACGGGUGUGCUCUGGAACCAAGCCUGAGGGGAGCUGGGAGGUCUGGGCUGUCUCAACUCAGGAAACAGCCCCCCCGCCUGUCACCCACCGCAUACCUGAGUGAAUAAAGCACAGAG
Sciurus carolinensis (gray squirrel) is the source of this 1160-nucleotide messenger RNA. It is a transcript of the gene Ccer2, whose product is annotated as coiled-coil glutamate rich protein 2. The transcript has 6 exons. Bases 173 to 940 code for a protein of 255 amino acids. The record is from RefSeq and is a predicted model, not a curated record. Lineage: Eukaryota; Metazoa; Chordata; Mammalia; Rodentia; Sciuridae.